Ziziphus jujuba (common jujube) is the source of this 1176-nucleotide messenger RNA. Its product is annotated as FCS-Like Zinc finger 6. Lineage: Eukaryota; Viridiplantae; Streptophyta; Magnoliopsida; Rosales; Rhamnaceae. The record is from RefSeq and is a predicted model, not a curated record. The transcript is spliced from 2 exons. Bases 117 to 680 code for a protein of 187 amino acids.
UUCCCACCUUCCAAUCGCAGUCUCCUUCCAUUAGUAUUAGUCCACCCUUUGCUUCUCUCUGUUUCUCUCUCUUUCUCUGUUUGUUUUGCUCUGCAACAAGAAAAAAGAAGAAGAAGAUGUUGCUGGGAAAGAGGACGAGACCAGAGAUAAGGAGAACAACCAGCAUGACUGGUAUAAACUUUGAUCUGACUCUGACUAACGGAGAAGCUCCACAACAACACCAGUCCGAUAACUCCAUCAUCAACCACGGUGUGACGGCGGGCCCAGAAGGAGCUGUUAUUGGCGCUCACAACAACAACAUGAAUUCUGGGACCAAAACGUCGUCGUACCAGGUGGAACUUCUGCAACAACACCACCACCACCAACACCAUUUCUUUUCCAUGUUAUCGCCCAGAAACCAGAGGAGCAGCUCAGACGGUGAUUUCAUUGAGACUGCCCACUUUCUCCGCACGUGUGGCCUCUGCAAACGCCGUUUGACCGCUGGCCGUGACAUCUAUAUGUACAGGGGGGACACAGCUUUUUGUAGUUUAGAGUGCAGAGAGCAACAAAUGAAGCAAGACGAAGGAAAAGAGAAGUUCAAAGCAUCCUUGGCUACAAAGAAUGAAGACCGCCAUGCAUCCACAUCCACAACCAGUUCUAAGUCAUCUUCGGGUAAAAGCCAGACAGUGGCUGCUGCUUGAAGCUUUUGAAUAUCCAUCAAAAUCUAUGGAUUCGAGACGUACAGUGGCGGAAAAAAAAAGAAAAAAAAAAAAAAAAAAAGACACACAGCGCAGUAAGCUAUAUAUUUAUAUAUAUAUAUAUAUAUAUAUAUAUAUUUGUAUGUAGCUCCAGUCCUUUUGAUUGCCUCUCCAUUAACGUUAUGAUCAUGAUCUUCUAUAUUUGUUUUACUCUCACUUUAUGAGUAAUGCAAAAAAUGAAAAAAAAAAAAUUAUAUAAUUAUGUGUACCAUUGUAAUUAACCAAGGAAAAACCGAAAACAAAAAAAUUGGCCUGUGGGUGCAGAUAAUUAACUUUGUGGAAGUAUAUGGGCAACGCUCUGAUUCUGAGUUUGGUAUUAGUUUUUUAAUUUUAUUUCUUAUAGCUUGCUUUUUCACCUUUUCUAUAUCUAACAUUUUCUCUUUUGUAAAAUAACUUUAAAUAUGGAAAUCACCCACAGAUCUUGAUCUACCUUCUAAUA